This is a messenger RNA of Pseudomassariella vexata, 1161 nucleotides long. Its product is annotated as replication factor C subunit 2. Gene Ontology annotation, biological process: DNA-templated DNA replication; DNA repair. Gene Ontology annotation, molecular function: DNA binding; DNA clamp loader activity; ATP binding. Gene Ontology annotation, cellular component: nucleus; DNA replication factor C complex. The transcript has 4 exons. The coding region runs from base 1 to 1161 and encodes 386 amino acids. The record is from RefSeq and is a predicted model, not a curated record. Lineage: Eukaryota; Fungi; Ascomycota; Sordariomycetes; Amphisphaeriales; Pseudomassariaceae.
AUGGCGAACUUCUUCGACCUGAAGGCCAGAAAGGCUGCUGCCGCCGCUAACAAUGGCGCGGCCCCGAAAACUGAAGACAGCAAGAAUGCGAGGAAACAGCCAUGGGUUGAAAAAUACCGACCGAAGACACUGAGCGAUGUCACAGCCCAGGAUCAUACCGUCAGCGUUCUCCAACGAACCCUCCAAGCCUCCAAUCUCCCCCACAUGCUCUUCUACGGGCCCCCAGGCACAGGCAAAACCUCCACCAUCCUCGCCCUUGCUAAAGAGCUCUACGGCCCGGACAUGAUCAAAUCCCGGGUGCUCGAACUCAACGCCUCCGACGAGCGUGGCAUCUCCAUCGUCCGCGAAAAAGUCAAGGACUUCGCGCGCAUGCAGCUCACGAACCCUCCGCACGGCUACCGAACCCGCUACCCCUGCCCGCCAUUCAAGAUCAUCAUCCUAGACGAGGCCGACAGCAUGACGCAGGACGCGCAGAGCGCUCUGCGUCGCACCAUGGAGACGUACAGCAAGAUUACGCGAUUUUGCCUUAUUUGUAACUAUGUUACGCGGAUUAUCGAUCCAUUGGCGUCGCGGUGCAGUAAGUUCCGGUUUAAGAGUUUGGAUCAGGGGAACGCGAAGAGGCGGUUGGAAGAGAUUGCGGAAAAGGAAGGGGUGGGGUUGCAGGAGGGCGCUGUGGAGGCGUUGAUUAAGUGCAGUGAGGGGGAUUUGCGGAAGGCGAUUACGUUUUUACAGAGUGCGGCGCGGUUGGUGGGGGCCACUGAGAAGGAGGAUGUGGAGGGGGAGGAUAAGAUGGACGUGGAUGAGGAUGGAGACCGGCAGUUGGUGACGGUCAAGAUCGUUGAGGAUAUUGCGGGUGUGAUACCUGAUGAUACGAUUCAGAAGCUGCGACAGGCGAUACAGCCCCGGUCGGCGGCGGCGACGUAUCAGGCUGUUGCCAAGGUGGUUGAGGAGAUGGUGGCGGAUGGGUGGAGUGCUGGACAGGUCGUCUCACAGCUGUUCCAAGCGAUUGUCCAAGACGAGACGAUACCGGACCUGCAGAAGAACAAGAUCACCCUGGUUUUCUCCGAAGUCGACAAGCGGCUGGUGGAUGGGUCUGAUGAGCAUCUGUCUAUCCUCGACCUCGCUCUGAGGAUAUCCAACAUCAUGGCUGGCAAGGGCUAG